Messenger RNA from Chondrus crispus (carragheen), 1452 nucleotides. RefSeq lists its product as hypothetical. Bases 1 to 1074 code for a protein of 357 amino acids. The record is from RefSeq and is a predicted model, not a curated record. The transcript is spliced from 2 exons. Lineage: Eukaryota; Rhodophyta; Florideophyceae; Gigartinales; Gigartinaceae. Gene Ontology annotation, cellular component: COP9 signalosome; cytosol.
AUGCCACUGUCUCACGCUCGCGUUGUGCUAAUCGAGUAUUGCGAUGCGUUGCUUACCCUUCAGGAGCCCCCCUUUAUGGAGAUCGCUCAACACCUCUUCCGUCUUCACGCAUUACCGAAUAAUUCUAGAACACUCGCGUUUGAGCAAACGCUCAGCUCAGUGAGAGCGAAGGUCGCAACUGAGUAUGAGUCGCGGGGAGAGUACGAAAGGGCAGCCGAAGAGCUCACAUAUGUGCCGUUUGACAAUGCAGCGGUCCCUAAUAUUGGAGUGGUACGUCACAACUUGCGAAUUGCUCGUCUAUUUAUCUCGGCGGGGCUGACGGAGAAAGCAGAGCUCUACAUAAAUCGCGCCAGUGCUCGACUCCCGCAUUUCACAGAAGAUGACAUCCGUCUCCAGUACCUCUUUUGCCAAGCCCGUGUGUUGGACUCGAAAAGGAAAUUUGAUGAUGCGGCCAUGAAAUACUACCAACUCUCUCAGCACCCAAAUGGCGGCGGCUUGAUGGACUCUAUGACCGACGGGGAUUUUGGUCAUUCGCUAGUUCACGCCGUGACAUGCGCUAUUCUCGCCCCUGCAGGCCCGCGCCGAUCUCGCGUCUUGGCCAUACUGUACAAUGAUGAGCGAUCAAGAAGCCUUGACGUCUUUCCGCUUUUGCAGUCGAUACACAUGGGACGUCUCCUACAGACCUCUCAAAUUGAGAAGUUCCGUCCUACUCUGUUACCGCAUCAGCUGACCACACAUAGUGAUGGUGACACCGUCUUAGAUCGGGCAGUCAUGGAACACAACCUCUCAGCUGCUUCAAGGUUGUACGCUAACAUUCAUUUCUCAGAGCUUGGCACGUUACUCGGCAUUUCGGCGGCAAAAGCAGAGACAACGGCAGCAAGAAUGAUCUACGAGAAGCGCAUGACGGCGACAAUAGACCAAGUGCAAGGAAUUUUGCAGUUUUCGACCCACUCUCCAACACAAAAAAUUGAGAGGUGGGACGCCCACAUCGCAAGUUUAUGUGGUGCCGUCGACUACUGCGUUGAGGCUAUUGUUAAGAAGCAUCCCCAGUUUGCAACGCAUUUGGAGCCAUGAUGGCAGGCACCCAAGUUCGGGGGGUAGCAUGUUCAACUCAUUCCUGCCACGGCGUCACCUGUGUUUUAUCCAAGGUUGUACAGCACAGCAUCCGACUUUGUCAUGUUUGUCUCAUCCCUUCGAAGCAAGCCAAAAACGCUUCGCUCUCCACUUGGAAUCUGAUUAUGUAAGGAUCCUCUACAGUGUACUGUAGUCGCGAAUCAUUCUAAUAUGACGACUACAUAUGUUUCAGAAACUUAUAUAGACGUUUGAUUUACAACUUUUUACAUGAAAGUGGCUUCGUAAACCGCUCGCCAAGACUUUCAGGUGCAAGGAUGACGCCAUACCUGGAUGAAAGCACGCAAGAAAAGCUCCUUGGUUCUGCAAAACAGCUGGAAA